AUGGUCUCUUACAAAAGAAAAGCAUUUUUACUAUUUUGGGUGGUUGGCCUGCACGUGGCUACAGCCUCCGAGCCCUGCGUGGACCUGGAUGCAACAGGCUGCCGUAACAACCCGCAGAUCUGUCAAGACAUUCUUCUCGCAGAGGUCACGUGUCCCGUAAUGUGCAAUAAAUGCCCGCAAUCAACCCAACCCCCCUCCUGUCCAGACAGCUGGGAGCUCUUCCAAGGCUCCUGUUACUAUUUCCAAACUGACUACAUGGCGUUCAACGAUUCAGAGAUUUACUGUAACCAAAACAAUGGCCAUCUCGUCCAUAUCAACACCGCAGCUGAACAAGCCUUUGUCAAAAACAAGAUACUUAAUAUAAAUCCCAAUCAAACCUGGUUUAUCGGGCUGACAGAUGUGCAGGUUGAAGGAGUGUACCGAUGGGUUGACAAUGAUGAAGAACUGACACCGAGUGUGUUCAGAGGCUGGUACCCGACACAGCCAUACGAUGCUUACGAUUCCGAAGAUUGUGUAGGAAUGUGGCACACCGUGAAGAUGCUUUGGAACGACAUAUCGUGUACACAAAGGUUUCCUUCAAUUUGUGAACUAAGGGUUGGUCAAGCAUUGGUCGGAUAACAUUGUUCUGGUGACUCAACUUGUCUGGCGUCGACAGUAAAAGGACGCGUCUUAUGAAGUUGAUUUCGUUUCAUUCCUUGACAUGUAGCAUACAUUAAAACAGGAUAAACGAU
Messenger RNA from Mya arenaria, 731 nucleotides. RefSeq names its product C-type lectin domain family 6 member A-like. NCBI's taxonomy places the organism in Eukaryota, Metazoa, Mollusca, Bivalvia, Myida, Myidae. Bases 1 to 618 code for a protein of 205 amino acids. The record is from RefSeq and is a predicted model, not a curated record. Gene Ontology annotation, molecular function: signaling receptor activity. The transcript is spliced from 7 exons.